CUUGAGGCCUUGUUUUAAUGUAUUAUAAUGGAUGACACCACUGGACAUGUGAUUUAUGCAUGGUUCUUAUGGCAGUUACUCCUUAUUCCUUUGAGUAAAGGAGUGCGAGUGGUGGAUGGUCCCAUUACUGGAGUGGUAGGGAGCCCAGUCAUCAUUAACUGUCUACUGGUUGAUACAUAUGAAGAAAUUAGGCAGAUAACAUGGCAAAAGGAGAUCAACAGAGAAUACAAAAACUUUUAUAUAUUUACACCUUCUGAUGGUGAACGGAUACUGCUUGACUUUGGCAAGAAGUUUAAACGUAUCGGAGAUAAACUUAACAACGCCUCUCUGCUACUUUCUGAUCCAGACUUAUCCGAUGAAGGGAAUUAUAAAUGCAUUUUUACCAUUUUUCCAAGUGGCCCAUUUGAAAGAGUUAUACAAGUCACAAUAUUUGUUCGUCCAUCUGUCACUGUAACUGUAGACACAGAUGCCAGCACUGAAGGAUGUGAAAGCAAUAUUGCUAUCUGCACUGCAGCAAAUGGCAAACCAAAACCUCUUGUCUCUUGGAGUGAUGCUCCAUCUGCAUCCAAAAGUACAGAAAAUACAACAUCUCAAAUAAAUGGGACAUUUACGGUUCGGUCUGUCCUGUGGACAGUGGCUACAAGGAAAAUUCAUGACCAUGAAGUGUUUUGUGUUGUGAAGCAGCCUUUGAUCGAUACCAGCAUUUUAGUGCCAUUUAGGCUGAAUGUAACUUAUGCUCCAGUUGUUAAAGUACUCAUUGUGGAUGAAAAACCAAAUGAGGUUAUAGCUGACUGUGAAGCAGAUGCUAACCCCCCAGCUUCUCAUUAUACAUGGAGAAAGGAUAAUGAGAGGAUUCUUGAAACUAAAAAUAUACAGACAGAAGGAAGUAGGAUGAUCAUUAAAGAGCCAACACCCAGCAUAAAUGGAUUUUACUUCUGUGAAGCUGUAAAUUCAAAAGGCUCUGGAUUUGCCUCACUAUAUUUUUAUUUCACUUCUAGAUCAUACAACGGUAUACUUGCUUCUGGAAUUAUAUUGUUGAUGCUUGCCAUGACAGUUUUUGCCUUAGCCUGGUAUAAAAUAAAACAAAGGUGAGUUCCUAUUAGCAUGCAA
Messenger RNA from Erpetoichthys calabaricus (reedfish), 1110 nucleotides. RefSeq names its product nectin-1-like. The coding region runs from base 28 to 1092 and encodes 354 amino acids. Gene Ontology annotation, cellular component: adherens junction. Gene Ontology annotation, biological process: heterophilic cell-cell adhesion; homophilic cell-cell adhesion. NCBI's taxonomy places the organism in Eukaryota, Metazoa, Chordata, Cladistia, Polypteriformes, Polypteridae. The record is from RefSeq and is a predicted model, not a curated record. The transcript has 6 exons.